AGCGAGAGACGGCUCCCACCGCCGCCGAACCACCAGCACUCUCUCACCGUGGGAAAGACACCCAGCAGCCGGCCAGCAGCACCUGAGCUGGACGCUGUGGCGGAGCUGUGAGGAUAGGAAAAUCUAAUAACAAGAGAAGGUUAUUUUUUUUAGCCCUUACUCUACUAUAAAAGCGAUGACAACCCAGUAAGACUUGACCAAGGGCUACCAGCUGUUCCACCGCCUUGUCUCUCAAUCACAUCUCCUGGAGACAGUGAGGACAGACAGACUUCCAGCAGAAAGACAGGCUCGUUUAACUUGAACAACCCCGGGGAUUGAUCGUCUUAAUAUCCCCAACGGGCCAAACUUCCACGGCCAACUAUGUAUCGCUCGACCAAGGGAGCGUCCAAGGCUCGCCGGGACCAGAUCAACGCGGAGAUCCGGAACCUCAAGGACUUGUUGCCCAUCACCGACGCCGAUAAAGCGCGGCUGUCCUACCUGCACAUCAUGUCACUGGCGUGCAUGUACACCAGGAAAUCCGUCUUCUUCAGCGAGGAAUCGGGAACUGCCAUGAGUCUCGAGGAGAGCGCGAGAUUUCUGUCUUUCCACGAGCUGUCGGAGUUGGUGCAGGCGCUGCCCGGGUUUCUAAUGCUGGUGAGCGGGGAAGGCAAGCUGCUGUACCUCUCGGACAGCGUGUCCGACCACCUGGGACACUCAAUGGUGGAUUUGGUUGCUCAGGGCGACAGUGUCUACGACAUCAUCGAGUCUACGGAUCACUUCGUCAUGAGGAACAACCUCACCAACGUCUCCAACCUCGACCAAGACCGCCUCUUCCGCUGUCGCUUCAACACCUCCAAGUCGGUCCGCCGUCAGAGUGCCGGCAACAAGCUGGUCCUGAUCCGCGCCCGCUGCCUGGCAACGCCCCCCUCCACCUCAGCCUCCACCUCCACCUCCACCACCACCACCUCCUCCACCUACUGGACCUCCAACCCCGUCUGGGUGUGCUUCUGCUCCCCGCUGGAGCCCCACCCCGCCCGCUCGGGGGCGCCCGGGGCGGAGCUGUCCCCCGUCCCCCCCCCGCCCCAGCCCAACCUCCAACCCCAUCCCGCUGAGGGCAACUUCUUCCUGGCCUGCUUCUACUCCCUGCACGGCCGCGACAUGAGGCUCCAGGACGCUCAGGACAGUGUGAGCUCCUAUCUGGGCUUUGAUGCGGCGGCGCUACGCUCCCACUCCUGGUACAGCCUCCUGCACCCCCAGGAUCUGUCGCACGCCUCGGCUCAGCACCGCAGCCUACUGAGGGAGGGCGGCGAGGGCCGAGCGGAGAUGGUGGUGCGGCUGCAGGCCGAGGACCAGUCGUGGGUGUGGCUGUACAUGGUACUGCAGCUGGAGGCCGGGGGGGACAGCCCCAUCAGCAGCAACAACUACAUCAUCAGCGAGGCGGAGGCGUGGUCCGUGCGCCAGCAGCUCAGCUCGGAGCACACCCAGCUCAGCCUGGUCCUCAGCACCGGCACCUCCCAGCCCGAGGGCCUCAGCCUGCAGUCCCCCGAGACCCUGUCCAGCCCGGACCAGGUGUUCACCCCGGGCAGCAGCGGCCUGUCGGGCCAGUCCUUCGACUUCAGCACGGCGGGCUGCAGCGUGGGCUCCUCCGACGAGCCGGCGGCCAGCGGCAGCAGCGCCGCCGAGCCCAUGCAGCUGGGCGAGGGAGACCCCCGCUCCAGCCUCUCCUCCCUGGAGGAGGACAGCUUCUUCCACUCGGCCGCCGCCGCCGCCGCCGCCGCCGCCGCCCCGGAGCCCAGCGCCUCGGCCGCCGCCUCCCCCACCCCCGUCACCGUCGCCACGGUGACCGACAUGGACUUCCUGGAGCAGAACAUCCUCCUCCCCUCGGCCUUCCAGCUGGACACCCCGCUGCCCCCCCAGCCCCAGCCGCUGCCCCCCAUGCCCUCCCCCCCCCCCCAGGCCCAGCAGACCAAGGAGUUUGUGUGCACGCCGCCCUACACCCCCGACCUGGGCGGGGCCAGCUUCCUGUUCGGCGACCCCCUCUUCAGCUUCGACCCCGCGGGCGCCACCACGCCGCCGCUGACCUCGGCCGCCUCCACCUCCAUGGGCACCUCCAUCUCCCCGUCCGCCCCCACCACCAGCUCCUCCAGCACCCCGCCCCCCCCCAGCACCACCCCCACCACCACCACCACCACCAGCACCACCACCCUGUCCGCCAAGCUGCCCCUGGCCAUGCCGCUGCCGCCCAGCAGCGAGCUGCUCUUCCCCGCCGAGCCCUACAACGCUGCCCUCUACGAGAAGCUGCCGCCCACCCCCGACAGCCCCGGGGACGGCGACUGCACCGUGAUGACCCUGCCCGAGGUGCGGGGCCCCCUGUACGUGGACGUCCCGCUGGGGCCCCUCCACUACCCCCCCGAGGGCCUCCUGACGCCCGAGGCCUCGCCCGGCAAGCAGUCCGGCCUGGCCUUCUUCUCCCUGGAGCGGGAGCGGGAGAAGGAGCGGCUGGAGAUCUCCCUGCUGGCGCGCCACAUCAGCACCCUGGCCGAGGGCUUCUACCUGGACCCGCUGCUGUCCAAGCUCUCCCCGCCCUCCAUGUCGCCCUCCUCCUGCCCCCCCUCCCCCGUCCUGGACGUCUCCGAGGCCGAGUCGGCCCACGCGCUCGGGGAGCUGUACCCCAUCAAGGCGUGGCGGGGGCUGGACGUGCCCAUGUUCCUGGACGACGACGAGUCUCUGUUUGAGGAGAACCUCCUCGAGACCCUGAUCCACGACUUCACCGCCGCCCCGCCGCCCCUCUCGCCGGGCCUCUGCUCCCCCGACCUGCACUGCCCCUCCCCGAGCCCCUCCAGCCCCUCCUCCCCGCAGCAGCCCCACCCCCCCGCGUGCUGGCUCCAACCCUCCUCCUUCUUCGAGGGGGCGGGUCACCACUUCUGUAGUGUCCAAUCGGCGCACCCUAGAUCCGCGGGCGAGCCGGCGGCGGGCGGGGAGGGGUCGGACCGCGAGGAGCCGAUGGAGAUCGAGGUGAUGUCAUCUCCGCUGUCCUCCUGCUCGUCCAUCCCGGCCUCCCCUCCCCUGGUGCUCACCGCCUCGCCCAUGGCCUCCCCGGCCUACUGCGCCUCGCCCCGCGGCUCGCCGGCGCCGGCCACGUCCUGCACCCAGUCCCUCCUGGAGGAGCUGGCUGUCCUGGAACCCAUGUUUGGGGCAGGUGCCUCGAUCGCCCCUGGCUUAGGGCAACAACCUGAGUUGUAUCAACUCCAGUGUCACCCAUCGCCGCAGUGCUUCCACCAAGAUGGGAGUGGAAGUGUUUCUCCGUUCUAA
Molecule: messenger RNA, 3291 nt
Organism: Gadus chalcogrammus (walleye pollock)
Lineage: Eukaryota; Metazoa; Chordata; Actinopteri; Gadiformes; Gadidae
Gene: npas4a
Product: neuronal PAS domain protein 4a
Exons: 8
Coding region: 361-3291 (976 amino acids)
Biological process (GO): regulation of transcription by RNA polymerase II
Molecular function (GO): RNA polymerase II transcription regulatory region sequence-specific DNA binding; DNA-binding transcription factor activity, RNA polymerase II-specific; protein dimerization activity
Source: RefSeq, a predicted model, not a curated record